This is a messenger RNA of Thyridium curvatum, 1722 nucleotides long. RefSeq lists its product as uncharacterized. The record is from RefSeq and is a predicted model, not a curated record. NCBI's taxonomy places the organism in Eukaryota, Fungi, Ascomycota, Sordariomycetes, Thyridiales, Thyridiaceae. The transcript is spliced from 2 exons. The coding region runs from base 1 to 1722 and encodes 573 amino acids.
AUGGAGAAGUCAGAAAAGUCGCAAUACCCCCAGCAUUACGACAACUCAGUCCCAGCGCCCGACUACAGCACCCUCGAGGUCGCUCAGGCUGGCAAUGGCUACACUCAACCUCCAUCACACACGCAUCUGAUGCCCCAGCACCAGCAGGUACCACAGCAGAUACCACAGCAAAUACCACAGAAUAUCGUACAACCGGGCCCGCAUCCAGCAGCACCAGCUACGAUAAACGAUGCAUCCUCAUACCAAGGAGGCGUCUCGCCCGAGAGCCCGCCGCAGGCAGCGGCAGGCUACUACCAACCCAGUGUUCCGAAAUCGUCACCAAUCGUGCCGUGGUCUACCUUUGAUGGACGGAACCCGGCGCCCGUGAUGGGGGCCUACCCCCCGCAAAUGCCGCCGGGGAGUUUUGCUUUUGCUGAGCCAGAAAGAAGGAUAUGUGGCUUCAAGAGGAAGUCCUUCUUGAUCGUCUCGGGGCUCGUCGCCCUCAUCCUGCUCGGCAUCAUCCUCGGCGCUUCGCUGGGCACGACCCUGGGCAAGAACAGCGGAGGAGGUGGAAACGCCGGCCCAGCGGCGGAUGGCUCCUCGACGAGCGCCCCGUCGAGCACCCCGUCGGCAUCGCCAUCGGGCACUGCAGCAGACGAUGCAAAGAUCAUCCUGGCCGAGUCCAAGCUGUCUGCGCUCAACUGGACCGACGCCAGCUCGAACGAGUGCCGCGCCGUCUUCUGGCAGGACAACUCGACGGCCCUGAUGAUGUCGUACUGGGACUCUGCCCAGCGCCAAUGGACCGUCACCAACGUCAGCGACUCGGCGGGUGCCAACGCCACGGCCCGCGUCGGCACCCCUCUCGCCGCCACCGUCCGAGCGACGCCGUACGUGACCAAGUACCACCCGUUCAUGCUCGCCCUGUUCUACCUCGGGCCCGGCAACACCGUCGAGGUCGUCACCAGCGCCAACCCGCGCGGCCAAAAGUGGAAGACGGGCGACCUCUCGGGCCGCAACACCAAGUACAGCGCGCACGAGUCGUCGGCCCUCGCCGUCCUCUUCAGCCUGUGCAACGGCACCUGCACGGGCGACAUGUCCGUCUUCUACCAGAACCCGGACAACAAGCUGAUGAGCAUCUCGAGCGCCGACUGGAGCCGCCCGCCGGUCGAGGUGCGGCCCAACAUCGCGCCCACGUCGGGCAUCGCCGUCACGGCCUCGGCAGACAAGAACGCCAGCGUGGGCCUGCAGGCAGACAUCCAGCAGGUGUACUACCAGACCAACUCAGUCAUCCAGGAGGUGGGCAAGGCGCCCAACGAUACGGCCUGGAUCCAAAAAGCAAACACCGUCAUCCCCUCUGUGCCGAUCGGUAAGCCCGUCGACCUUAGCGUCGUGACGUGGAGCCUGCCCGACGACUCGACCGGCCCGCGCCGCAAGCUCGUCGUCGCUCGGAAGCCUGAUGGGUCACUGCUGGCGAACCACUGGGACAACACGAGCUGGCAGGAUGCAAAGAGUCCCAACCUCAACGGCGCGCCCGGCGGCUCAGAGAACUUCACGUCAGUCUCCCUGAUCAGCGGCCCCGACCUGCGCGUCUACGGAAGGACAGACCGUGGCAUUGUGUGCUACAAGAUCAAUAUGAACAAGCCGUUUGAGUGGACACUCGAGGACAAUGUCCAGCUGCGAGUUACACCGGCUCAAGAUUCGCCGCCUGCUUCCAAGUCAAAGCAGGGGAAGUCUGGUUCUUGA